Molecule: messenger RNA, 3072 nt
Organism: Sceloporus undulatus (fence lizard)
Lineage: Eukaryota; Metazoa; Chordata; Lepidosauria; Squamata; Phrynosomatidae
Gene: NELFCD
Product: negative elongation factor complex member C/D
Exons: 15
Coding region: 262-2013 (583 amino acids)
Biological process (GO): negative regulation of transcription elongation by RNA polymerase II
Cellular component (GO): NELF complex; nucleus
Molecular function (GO): RNA binding
Source: RefSeq, a predicted model, not a curated record
CCUUUCUCGGCCAGGGAACGAACGGCUAGGCCUCCCUGAACUCCAGAUCCCAGGAUUCCCCAGGAGAGACUUCCCUUCAGGAACCCUGGAGAUCGGAGUCCAGGGAGGGCCGUUUCGGUUUCCCAGCCGCCGGGCCCAAUCCCAGGAUUCCACGGGGGAAGUGACACAUCUGCCGAUGGCCCUAUUAACUAGGCCUCUCUGAGGGAGAGGGAGAAAGAGAAAGAGGGCCGGCUUUGUUUUGAGGCGGAGCGAGCGGCGCUCAUGGAGGAGCCCGACUACUUCGGGGGCGGCAGCGCGGCCGAGUGGGGCGACGACACCGACGGCGGGGCGCAAGAUGAUGAUUAUGGAGAAGAAGAUGAUGCUGAAGUUCAGCAGGAGUGUUUGCACAAGUUUUCUACCCGAGAUUAUAUCAUGGAGCCAUCCAUAUUUAAUACUCUAAAAAGGUAUUUCCAGGCAGGUGGCUCUCCAGAAAAUGUGAUCCAGCUUUUAUCAGAGAACUAUACUGCUGUAGCCCAGACAGUAAAUUUGCUGGCUGAGUGGCUCAUUCAGACAGGUGUUGAGCCAAUUCAAGUCCAGGAGACAGUGGAAAACCAUUUAAAAAGCUUGCUCAUUAAACAUUUUGACCCUCGAAAAGCAGAUUCCAUUUUCACAGAGGAAGGAGAGACUCCAGCAUGGCUUGAGCAAAUGAUAGCGCACACUACAUGGCGGGACCUCUUCUACAAACUCGCUGAAGCUCAUCCAGAUUGCCUCAUGCUAAACUUUACUGUCAAGCUUAUCUCUGAUGCUGGGUACCAAGGGGAGAUAACCAGCGUAUCAACAGCAUGUCAGCAGUUAGAAGUUUUUUCUCGAGUACUGCGUACCUCUCUGGCCACCAUCUUAGAUGGUGGAGAAGAAAAUCUGGAGAAGAAUUUACCUGAAUUCGCUAAAAUGGUGUGCCAUGGUGAACACACGUAUCUCUUUGCCCAAGCUAUCAUGUCCAUAUUAGCCCAAGAAGAACAAGGUGGUUCUGCUGUGCGCAGGAUUGCUCAGGAGGUUCAGCGGUUUGCUCACGAGAAAGGCCAUGAUGCUAGUCAGAUCACUUUAGCACUUGGAACUGCUGCCUCAUACCCUCGUGCCUGCCAGGCCCUUGGUGCCAUGUUAUCAAAAGGAGCUCUGAACCCAGCAGAUAUCACAGUCCUCUUUAAAAUGUUCACCAGCAUGGAUCCUCCGCCUGUAGAACUGAUCAGAGUUCCUGCUUUCCUGGAUCUCUUCAUGCUGUCAUUGUUUAAGCCUGGUGCUAAGAUCAAUCAGGACCAUAAACAUAAAUAUAUCCAUAUUUUGGCUUACGCAGCUAGUGUUGUGGAAACAUGGAAAAAGAACAAGAGGGUAAGCAUAAAUAAAGAUGAGCUCAAAUCCACUUCAAAAGCAGUUGAAACUGUUCACAAUCUCUGCUGUAAUGAGAAUAAAGGAGCUUCUGAACUUGUAGCAGAGCUGAGUACCCUCUACCAGUGCAUCAGGUUUCCAGUAGUAGCAAUGGGCGUACUGAAAUGGGUUGACUGGACAGUGUCAGAGCCUCGAUACUUCCAGCUUCAGACUGAUCACACUCCAGUGCACUUGGCAUUACUGGAUGAGAUCAGUACAUGUCAUCAGCUGCUUCAUCCUCUUGUCCUGCAGCUUCUUGUCAAACUCUUUGAGACAGAACACUCUCAGCUUGAUGUCAUGGAGCAGCUGGAACUGAAAAAGACCCUCCUGGACAGGAUGGUACACUUGCUAAGCCGAGGAUACGUCCUUCCAGUGGUUGGCUAUAUCCGCAAGUGCCUGGAAAAGCUGGAUACAGACAUUUCUCUGAUCAGAUACUUUGUGACUGAGGUACUGGAUGUGAUUGCUCCUCCAUAUACCUCUGAUUUUGUGCAGCUUUUUCUUCCAAUGCUGGAGAAUGACAGCAUUGCAGGCACUAUUAAGGCAGAAGGCGAACAUGACCCUGUUACAGAAUUCAUAGCUCACUGUAAAUCAAAUUUCAUUGUGGUCAACUGAAAGAGAGAAAAUAUACCACCUGCUGAUCCCAUGGAUUAUCCUUCCUUUGUGUACUACAGAAGAGAAUAACACAAACAGCAUUGAAAAAGGAAAAAAAAAAACAGUUUACUGGUUGAUGCUUCAGGUGACUCAGGAACUUCACACUGAUGUGUUUUCAAAUUUAAUUUUACUUUUCUUGGAUGUUGUUAUUUUCAUUACUUUUUCUGAAUUUAUUGGAUUGUGAACUCAAAACCUAGGGCAGAGCAACAUGAAAGCUGAAGGGUGUUGCUUCUAACUUCAGGUGACCUGUCAUAGUUGUCUGGAAGAAUAAAAUGAAUGCAAUGGAACAGCUAGAGGUGAUACUCCUGACAGUGUUGGUUGGGAUAAUUCAUUACUUCAAGAUGUGGUAAUUGGUGUUCUGUUUCCCAGAGAGAAAGAUCCACUGCAUUACCAUUAUCCUGUACACACAAGUAAUUUUUGUAACUGGAAAAGUGAUACAAAAAUCUCAAAUUGUUUAUUGUUUCAUGAUAAUCCUGUAAACAUCUGUUAUGGCAUGAUUGACAAGAUUGGUUGUUUGUUAUGUAGCUCUCCCUCAUCACCAGUUGUAAAAUGUCUUUAUGUCAAGUCUAAUAUUGGAAAUCAAGGCAAUAGUAAUCCUGUUAAUGACAUGGUUUGGAAAAUAGCAUGAAUUGUCAGUUGCUGAGUAGUUGCAGGACUCUUGGUUUUCACUGCAUUCCAGAAAAACACUGUGAACCUGGAGCCCAUGUUCACAAAUUCAUGUCUUUUUGCAACCUUUAUAUAUUUGAGUACUGCAUAUGUUAAUGUAUUAUCACAUGUUCUUUGCAGCCCCUAUCGAAGAAUCUGUCUUUGUUGUUCUUUAAUGCCAUUUUUUAAACUGUCAAUGGUAAGUUGUAUUACUGUGUGAAAAUACAGUUAAAUUUCUUUGACUGCAUAGCAGCCACUUAGAAGUAUACAGUAUAAUGUUUCUUAAUACACCUUUGUAAUUACCUGCGUAGGAUGAAAAACAAUAUGAUAUAUGAGAGCCUGUAAUUUUUAAUAAAUUAUCUUUUGGGUAACGAA